AUGGAUACUGAGGAAAUUAUUGGUACUACUGCAGCUCCUACUGUCUCUGACAAACCAUUUAAGUUUGAGGGUUCUAAUUUCAAAUGUUGGCAAGCUAAGAUGAAAAUUUUCUUAACUUUAAAGAAGGUUUCCCAUGUUCUGACUGAGGAUACCCUUGUUACUCCUUCUGGAUCAAUUGAACUAACUAAUGGUAAGACAUUUGUUGAAUCAGACGGGACUCCAAAAUUGUCUGACUUAGACUCUGCUGCAAAAGCUAAAGCUGCGCCAGAUGAUUUACAGCUCAGGAAAGAAAUCACCCUAGGGCAAGGUAAUGAUUAUCUUUGCAAGAAACACAUUUUGAAUAGUCUCUCUGACGACCUGUAUGAUUACUAUGGUAAUUAUGAGACUACUAAAUAG
Molecule: messenger RNA, 396 nt
Organism: Vicia faba (fava bean)
Lineage: Eukaryota; Viridiplantae; Streptophyta; Magnoliopsida; Fabales; Fabaceae
Source: the annotation of a GenBank genome assembly